Molecule: messenger RNA, 1342 nt
Organism: Chlamydomonas reinhardtii
Lineage: Eukaryota; Viridiplantae; Chlorophyta; Chlorophyceae; Chlamydomonadales; Chlamydomonadaceae
Exons: 6
Coding region: 406-990 (194 amino acids)
Source: RefSeq, a predicted model, not a curated record
GCCCACAAGUACUGAUAAAGCAUUUAUCUACACCUUACUUGGGUUUCCUGCUGUUUGCCAGGAACUGCCAUGCCGGCAACUUCGAGCUCGGCUGACCCACUCGCGAAGCGCAGAAACAGCUUCAACGGUCAGCUACCAGCUGGGACACUGCCAACUCUUCCUGCACGCCUGGGACCCUCUGGGUCUGGGGCACCUCCAUUGUUGUCAAACCGCGGCGACCGAAGUGGGGAUGGACCGUCCUCCAGCAGCUUCCUUCCGACGCUUCAUCAUGCUGCCACAUCCGCAUCUCUUGUAUCGUCAUCUGCCCAACCCUCAAAACUGCCAGACCUUGGUGGUGUUGCAGCGCAAACACAAAAUUCUCUAGCAGCGACGAACGACCUGCUCGAGCGGAUGAAGAAGAACGCCAUGGAAAAGGCACAGCAAAUAAAGGAGGCACGCUCACAGUCGGUGCCCCGUUCGGUGGGCUCCGGGCGAAUCCGUGAGGGCCGACCGCCGCCGCUGCCCAUCCGAAAGCCGGAGCGCGUGGAUUCGGAAGAGCUGAACAAAAACGUGGCUGCCAAGCUGCAGCCGCUGGAGGCGGUGACCAAGUCCAUUUUGGCGGGGGUGGAGGAACGCAAGCCCAGCGGCACGCCGCUGCACAAGGCCACCUGCAAGGACUUCACGGUGGGCCGCGCCAGCUGCUCCGCCUCCUCGGUGGUGACGCUGUUCCCCGACCGCCUGGAGUACAAGUUCAGCCACAGCAGCCAGGGGCGCAUAGACAUGAUCAUGUAUGCCAAGGACAUGGUGUCGCCGGAGCUGGACGCGCGCACCCUGGUGCUCAAGUUCCGGGUGGGCAAGCCCCUGAGGCACUUCAUUGAUGCGUACGACUGCACGGACCCCUCCCACACGCUGCAGCUGACAUUCCACGACAAGGCCGACGCCGCGGCGUUUGCGCAGUGGCUGCCGGGCAGCUGCAAGGUGGCGCUGCAGGUGGUGGGCGGCAGCCUGUGAGGCAGGGGCGGCGGAGCGACGGCGACGCCAGGCAACAGAUAGCAAUUAAGCGGCGCGACGAGGGGAAAUGCAGGUGUUUACGUGUUGGUGGCGGGAGAGCAAGGGAGGUGUGAAGGGUAAUAUCGAAAAGAAAGGAGGCCUAUUGCGUGCGUAGAGCACUGGAGCAGCAGCGCUGCUGCGAUGGCGCGGUGCACAACAUGAAUUGCGCGGCUAGCUGCACAACGCGUACAGCACUCUCAGCAGAGCCUCUGCAGCUGGAGAGCGCUUGGGCGCCGCGCCGCGGGCUGCAACAAGCGCAAAGGCUGCGCGGCGACAACAUGCCCGCAACCAAGCAGAGCCGCGAACAGGUGAG